AUGCAUCAACCUAAUAUAAUGAUUAUAAAUGGAGGUGAUAGAGAUGGUUCAUGUGCACGACUAAAAACAGAGCAGUACGAGAUACGAGGCGCUCGAGUAAAACCUUAUCGGACACAUGCAAUUCGCGGAGGAAGAGAUAUACAUCGAAGCCAAGGCAGCGAUGUUUCGCAGACCUUUGGAAGAUCAGCGAUGACGCCUAAUCUGUGGCCAUCGUCAGCUCAACUACAGCGGUCACCUCAUCCAGUAUCUCAGUUUCCGUCAAAUCCUGUGCAGUCACAGCAAUCAUUCCAAGUUAGUGGAGUUGUUAAACGCGGACAUCAGCCGAGGAUGCGUAAGAGAAUGCGUGGCGUGAGCUUGGCUCUCAAUCAAGAUCCAAUUGAUUCGUUCGAAAGGGCCGUUGCUGGUGAUGAAUUUGACAACCGCUCACCAGUAGAACCUAUCCGAGUGAUAAAGGUUGAAAGUGCUGAAGUGCUCGAACCCGUUGGCCCAACGGCCAAUACUGAAAACAAUCAAAUGAAAACGCGAAAAAUCAUUGAAAGCCUAACACGACACAUGAAACAAAUAGCAAGGCCAAAAGUGAUUUCUCUCUCCAACAGGGAUGAGAUCAUCAACGGCCAAGUAAUAUCACAACCAGAUAUAAAAAUUACUAAGGUAGAGACCACCAAGGAGACAGCGGAAGUUGCGGAGGAUCUAUCCAGCAAAGAAAUCGCCAGCGGAAUUGUAGACAACCUACUUAAUGAUAAUGCUUUCGCUAAUAAUGCAUCAAUGCUGCUUCGAGUGUUGACAAAUCAGGAACAAACGUCAACUGGAGCAAGUGAAACCAACAUGACCACCUUGACUACUUUGAUGGCGAGAGAGUUCAUAGCUUCAACCUCAGUACCAUCAAAAAAAGCGGGAAAUAGCACCAAAGACCGUUUCAACAGUAUCGAGGAAAGUCUGAAACCUAUAGGUUCCGAAAUGGAUGACUACAAUCUGGAUGAUGAUGAUGACCUUCCCAAUGCUGUAGCUAGAAGUACUGUGACUGGAAGAGGACCAAUGCCACCCUCUGCAACACCACCAAUAAUGACAAUCCCACUAGGAAUGACAAUGUCCGGUACGGUGCCUACCACGCUCGCAAGUACUACACAGACAACACAAGGGAUGGUGUUAGUAGCUACAGUAUCCGUUACCCCGUCAACGACAACGCAGACAACUGCCACGACUGCGAGCCAGGCAUCGACAAGUAUUAAAACUACUACACGAAGACGACGCAUUUUGGUUGGAGCCGAUCCGGAAGUUGAUGAUGGCGAUUUCGGAGAUGAUGAAGAGAAUGAAGAAUUCGAAUCAGCUCUAGCUGUGAUGCGCAGUGUUAGAACAACUCGUUUUGAAGCGACUAGCAUGCCCACGACCACCAUAUCAGCAACUAAAUCAAGCGAAGAAGAAUCUUCUGAGGAAGAAGAUGCAGUGAAGACGACAACUCGUGCAUCAGUCGCUGUAGCCGAGGAUGAAGAGAUGGAGCCAACCACUUUAUCCUCCAACGAUGCUUUUCGUGCGGCUAUCAAAGCGCAGCGAGAGGAAGCAUUGAGAAUGAGAAAAGCUCAAGGAGGUAAUGAAGAAGAGAAUCCAUCUACGGAACUUACUGAACUCAACUCGGAUACGAUCAAAACAAUUGAAAGAGAGAUGAAGGCAAAAAGACGUCUGGAAAGAUUGAUGGCGAAGAAGACAGAUGAUGACAACAAAGAAGGGAAAGCAGUGAAGGGUGAGAAAGGCAAGAAAAAAGUGAAGAAGAUCAAAACAACUAAAGUGGUAGUCUCCACUAAUGAAGAAGCUGAUACUACAACAACUAAAAGUUCCCAAAAACAAGAUGUAGAAGAUGAAGAAACACGAGAAGAGGAGAAGCCUGAAACUAAAUUGAAAAUGAAACUAGUGAAGAAAAUAGAAGAGGAAGUGGCAGAGAGCCUUGAUGAAGAACCGAGAGGAGCAGGAGCACAGCUGGUCACUGAUAUACCCGAGGAGAAACCUGUUCUGCAGACUGUAGUGAAACAUACGAAGAAGACUGUAGUGAGCAUCAAAAAGCCAAACAAGGGAAAAUCCGACAGCAAGGAAGAGCUAAAAGCAGAGGAGGAAGAUGAGGAGAUGAAAGAAGAUGAAGAGGAAGAGAUUGCAGCAGAGGAAGAGGUGCAAAACAACACAGCGGCAUCAGCAGUGGAGGAAGUGGUGGAUAUGGUCGAGACAAGUACAGCGGGGACUAGGAAGAAGAUAAAGACUACUAAAGGAAAGAAAUCGAAGACGAAGACUGAUGGCGAACAGGCAAUCGAAGACAAAAAUUUGGAAGGUGGUGAAAUCCUGCCUAUGAACGCUUCCUUCAAAAUAGGAGGGGAAGACACCAAUAUACGUACAGACAAAAUCAUGGCUAGCUUGAGAGACGCUCCAAAUGCCAAGUACUACUAUCCGCCUAAAGUCAUGGUUCCUCUACCAACGUGCUUCUAUAACCCAUCCGGCUAUGUCUGUUGCAAUCUGCAGCUGAACAAUUUGAUAGAAGACACUUUUGAAGAAAUCAAAGCCGUGCAGGGGUUUAGUGCUUGUAAUAUAGCAAAAAUGGCAAACAUUAUGCAGCAAAAAAGCGAACAGAUGUUUGGGCACCCAUUCGAAAGCAUUGUUGCAUUGUCGGAUUUUGCCCAAAAUGUGCAUUUUGCAGGGGAUUUGGUCUGUAAGGUGGAGAUCGAUGGAAAAUACAUGCUCACCUAUGCGACGCCAUACGAUGCUGAUCAUGCAGUUGAAGGCGUCGAGAUUUCUGAAACUCCAGCGCCAAUAAUGGAAGAUGAAGAAGGAGUUGAGAGUAGAGGACGAAAUGUGAGCACACUUUCUAUGAAAAUAGAUAAUGUCUUCCGUUAUCAUGUUCUAAUAAUGAAAUGUAAUAAACAUACCCAAAUAACUGAUAGACCACCUGCUUCUGCGAAACCCAUCACUGAUGCCUACGACUAUCGACAAAGCAUCAUGAGUCGGCCUUACUGA
Cylicocyclus nassatus is the source of this 2994-nucleotide messenger RNA. NCBI's taxonomy places the organism in Eukaryota, Metazoa, Nematoda, Chromadorea, Rhabditida, Strongylidae. The record is from the annotation of a GenBank genome assembly.